Pelodiscus sinensis (Chinese soft-shelled turtle) is the source of this 691-nucleotide messenger RNA. The record is from RefSeq and is a predicted model, not a curated record. NCBI's taxonomy places the organism in Eukaryota, Metazoa, Chordata, Testudines, Trionychidae.
AUGCAGCACGCAGGGAAACUCAGCCCCACGCCGGUUCAUGCCACAGACUACAAAACCACACUGCGCUGGCAGGGGGCUGCAGCUAAUGGAGCUGGUGAUGUCCCGUCCUUUCCCCCAUCCCCAGUGCUGCUGGCUGCCACCCUCAUACUUCCCCUCCUCCCCCCGGCAGUGUAUCACUGGAUAGAGAUGCGAUCCAAGAUGAGGGCUCCGCGGGGCCCCCCCAAAAAGCCACUGAACGAGGAGGCGGCGGCGGAGCUGGGCGCGGAGCUGCUGGGCGAGGCCAUCGUCUUCAGCGUGGGCGGCUUGUGCAUCUUCCUGGAGUACGCGCGCCAGGCCUCCAACACCAGGAAGAAGGAGGAGGAGCAGAGCAGCACCCUGCUGGGCCUGCAGGAGCAGGUAGCCGAGCUGGGCCUGGCUGUGGAGACUUUGGACACGCAGCUGCGCGAAGUGAACCGCCUGCUCCUGGCUGUCUCUGACAGCGCCAAGAAAUAGGGGCCUGCCGGGAGCGAGAGGCCAAGCAGGAGCCACCCUGCCCGGGGAGGACACAGGGCUGGCCACGGCCGGAAGGACCCGGCGAGAAGCCUCCUGACGAGGGCUCGGGGAUCCCGGUUCAUGACCCUACUCAGCUCCUGUGGGGCUGGAGUUUUCUAGCUUGUAAAUAUUCAUCCAUUAAAACCCACCUGCUGCUGAG